Molecule: messenger RNA, 2289 nt
Organism: Aureobasidium uvarum
Lineage: Eukaryota; Fungi; Ascomycota; Dothideomycetes; Dothideales; Saccotheciaceae
Source: the annotation of a GenBank genome assembly
AUGCGUCCUUCAAGGUCGCCCCUAGGCUUCCUAAUAGCCCUCUUCGCCGCUCUCAUUCCUAUGACCCAGGCCUCUGGCAUCAACAAUGAACGCGUUAUCUCGUCCUCGUCGCUCAGCACCUGCAUGUCAAACUCCAACUUUUCGGCCACUCUGUUCAAUGUCGCCUUCACACCCGACAACCGUACUCUUACCUUCAACGUCGUCGGUAUUACGACAAUCUCUGGAAAUGUCACCAUCGACAUGGUCGUCAGCGCUUACGGCUUGUCCAUCUUUAAGAAAACACUGGACCCCUGUGAGGAAGGAUGGGCCGGUCUGUGCCCCAUGAACGAGGGCCAGAUCGAUCUGGACUCCAACAUUGUACUGCCCGCCGAUGCAGUCAGCCAGAUUCCUGGUAAGAAGCCAUGGGCGUCUUCGUCCUCAAACUUUCCACUGACACAUGCUNNAGGCAUCGCAUACACCAUCCCUGACCUCGACGCCAAAGUCCAAGUCUACGUCAACAGCACCGACACUGGUAGAGCCACUGCCUGCGUGCAAGCCGAACUCACAAAUGGCAAGACUGUCGACCAGAAGGGUGUCUCAUGGGCGGUCGCCGUUAUUGCCGGCCUCGCUCUGUUCGUUUCUGCCAUCACAUCGGGUCUCGGACACUCCAACACUGCUGCUCACGUCGCUGCCAACACUCUUGCUCUCUUCGGUUACUUCCAGGCACAGUCUCUGGUCGGCAUGACUGCUGUCCCUCUCCCUCCCAUCGUCGCCUCAUGGACACAGAACUUCCAGUGGAGCAUGGGUAUCAUCCGCGUCGGCUUCAUUCAAGACAUUGCUACCUGGUACCAGCGCUCUACUGGAGGCACCCCCAGCACGGUCCUGUCUGAGUUGUCGACCGAGUCAGUCGAAGUGCAAAAGCGUUCCGUCCAUGUCGCCGAGCGUCUCCUCGCCCGUGGUGCCAUGAAGCUGCACCAGCUUCUCCCCAGAGCAGCAACCACCACCGACGCCACCACCAAGACUAUCAUCCUCCGUGGUAUCGAGCGUGUUGGUUUCCGUUCCAAGAUUGAGUUGACCAACAUCUUCCUUACUGGAUACAUCUUCCUGCUUAUCUUUGUCGUCUUUGUCGUUCUCGGUGUCAUCAUUUUCAAGUUCAUCUGCGAGGGUCUCGUCAAGAUGGGCAAGAUGAAGGGCGACAAGUUCCAGGACUUCCGCAAUGGCUGGACCACUGUUCUCAAGGGCAUCCUCUUCCGUCUGGUCCUGAUUGGCUUCCCUCAAAUGGUUGUCCUCUGUUUCUGGGAAUUCACCAAGCGUGAUUCGGCUGCCGAAGUCGUCCUUGCCGUCUUUACUGUCUUCACCAUGAUUGGCAUACUCGCCUGGGCUUCCUCCAAGGUCAUCCGUCUUGCCCGUCGCUCCGUCUCGAUGCACAAGAACCCUGCAUACAUCCUCUACUCGGACCCCGUCUCGCUUAACAAGUGGGGUUUCCUCUACGUCCAGUUCAAGGCCACCGCCUACUACUUCAUUGUCCCCGUUUUGGCUUAUCUCCUGCUCAAGGGCAUGUUUGUCGCUUUAGGCCAGGACAACGGCACACUGCAGGCCAUCGCCUUCCUCAUCAUCGAGGCCGUCUUCUUCAUCGUCGUCUGUGUCAUGACCCCGUACAUGGACAAGAAGACCAACGCCUUCAACAUUUUCAUCUGCUUCUUCAACUUCCUCAACUCCAUUUUCCUGCUUUUCUUCACCGGCAUCUUCUCUCUGCCUGGUCUGGUCAAUGGUGUCAUGGGUAUCCUCUUCUUCCUUUUCAACGCCAUCUUCUCUCUUAUUCUUCUCAUCUCCAUCAUUGUCGCCUCGGCAUUCGCCAUCUUCUCCAAGAACCCCGACACUAGAUAUCAGCCCAUGCGCGACGACCGUGGCUCGUUCAUCAAGUCUCAGACUCAACUCAACACUGAGCUUGAUGCACUGGGUGCUACAGCUCGCGGUGAAGGCAAGGGUGGCUGGAAGGGUGCUCGCAUUGAAGAUGAUGAGGAUGGCUGGUCUGGUAGUUCCACUUCCGAGCCUCGCAUCGGUGGCAACAGCUCUUCCAUGGCCGGUAGAUACGGCGAGAUUCCUCGCUCUCCUCACGACCCUAGCAUCUCGAGCUUCCCUUCGGAUGGUGGUCUGCCCAGACACAACCCUCCCACAUAUCUCGACGAGAAGACCGGUUUCGCAACACCGGAUGUGCGCAGCAACCACAGCCCAAGCCCAGCACGCGCGCCGCAGGUGCAACAAACAGGCAGAGCGAGCCCGUGGCAGCGCGGAGCCGGCUAUGAAUAA